GGUUUGUGAGUUUGUGAUGCAACUGUUGUGAGACAUUUUUCCUAAGAUGAAGGCUUUGGGGUUUUAUUGUUGUUUCCUGUAUGUACAGCAGUUGUGAGAGAUUACAUCGGAAGAUCUGGUUCUCUCAACCAGUUAGUUUUUUUACCACCAAAAUCAAACAAAAAUAAGGAAAUUUAAUUAUUAUGUUGUUAGCAGUUCUGCUCCAAAGUUGUUUAAAGCUUGGCAAUCGACCAUCUCUUUUAUUUGGGUCACCAUGAUGGACAUUGAUCUCUGAGCUUUGAUUGUAGCUCAGGAAAGCAGGUCACUGAUUUCCAAACUGUGAAACUAUCAAUUUCUCCUCUGCCCUAAAGCUCUAAAUCCUAGCUUAAUUAAAACUGUAGGCCAAGGAGAGAGGACAUAAACCAUGUAGGAGUGAUAAAAACAAUUUAGAAAAAUUAUAUGUGAAGUUUAGUUUGAUUAAACGGUGAUGGAGGGAGUUUAAAAUUAAUAAUCUGUUAGAGCGUUGCUUCAGACUUAAAAUACUUCCUAGUGGGGAUGUUAACGUCUAAGCGAAUAAAACAAAUUGCGAUUAUUGACUCCUGAGUGGCUCGAAAUCCUUGGGCAGAAGUGUGACUCUGCAUGUUUUACUUUGCUGUUCAUGAAACUUUCAAAGGCUCCCUGCAUUAUGUAACUGGAGCUGGCACAGAUGAUCUAUCUGCUGGCACUGACACUGACUGGCCUGGUGUAUCGCUGAUGCCUGAAACUCUGAUAUCAGAGUAACUAUUAACAUUAAGCAGAGCUGUACUGGCAGAAGGCCAGAUUGGGCCAACACAAUAUUGGAAAACUAUGGAAACAACUCAAUCAUCUCUCUAGUUACUGGUAUCUGCCCUGCAAUCGCACCAUUUCCUAUGGUAAAUGGUAUGUUGUGGUUUUGUAUGUCGUAACUUUUGCAUUAUUUAAUUAUUUUUUUCAUCUUCCGUCUCGUUUCUCUCGUUUCUCCCGUCUUUCCUGAACAUUCACUCCUUUUGUCACAUUGCUCCCGGCUCUUGAACCUGGUGCACCUUAUUUCCUCAUGGUGGACUCGCUGCUCCCUCCUCCCCUGACAUGGCCCUCCUGUCCUUUGCCCUGAUAAACCUCUCCACUCGUGUGCUCCCUUCUGGUUGGAGAUUGCAGAGUGCACUGUAGCCCCAGUUGCAAUGGAGGACAGUGACCAUGAGGUUCACUCUUCAACAGACGAGCAGGACUCCUGCCCUGCCUCCCCUAAUCACAGCAGGCACCAUGAUGCUAAACAGCAUUCAUGCCAUUCAGACGACUCAGAGGUGGAGGACAUUAUGCAAGACCCUCACCACCAAGGGGGGCACGGCCACCAUGACCACACACACCUCCACCAGCACGGUCAUGAGCUUCACGAUGCAGACAGGGAAGCUGAGAGCGAAGACCGCCCUCACACCCCGUCAUAUUUGCGUCCCCCUGUGGCGGGCAGGGCGCAGUCGGGUUCAUGUUCAGAGCCCAGUUUACCGCAGAGCAGAAGUGUGGAGUUUGACUUGUCGCCGGUGCCCAUCAGUCCCACCAGGCCCAAGAGUCCCUGGGGUCGAUUUGACCCGUACAACAACAAUGAGGACCAGGACAAGGAAUACGUGGGUUUUGCAACGCUGCCAAACCAGGUUCACCGCAAGUCAGUGAAGAAGGGAUUUGACUUCACGCUCAUGGUGGCAGGGGAGUCUGGCCUGGGGAAGUCCACCUUGGUCAACAGUCUCUUUCUCACAGAUCUUUACAAAGAUAGGAAGCUGCUCAAUGCUGAAGAGCGGAUCACACAAACGGUAGAAAUCACCAAACACACAGUGGAUAUAGAGGAGAAAGGUGUCAAACUGAAGCUCACCAUCGUGGACACCCCCGGGUUUGGGGAUGCCGUAAACAACACUGAAUGCUGGAAGUCAGUGGCUGACUACAUCGACCAGCAGUUUGAGCAGUACUUCAGGGACGAGAGUGGCCUCAACCGCAAGAACAUCCAGGACAACCGCGUACACUGCUGCCUCUAUUUCAUCUCACCCUUUGGUCAUGGCCUCCGGCCUUUGGAUGUGGAAUUUAUGAAAGCUCUUCAUGAGAAGGUCAACAUCGUCCCCAUUUUGGCCAAAGCAGACACACUCACCCCGACUGAGGUCAAGAAAAAGAAAAUCAAGAUCCGAGAGGAGAUCGAGCAGUAUGGGAUCAAGAUCUACCAGUUCCCCGACUGUGACUCCGAUGAAGAUGAGGACUUCAAGCAGCAGGACCAUCAGCUCAAGGAAAGCAUUCCCUUUGCAGUGAUUGGCAGCAACACUGUGGUGGAGGCCAAAGGGAAGAGGGUGCGAGGCCGUCUCUACCCCUGGGGCAUCGUAGAAGUGGAGAACUCGGCCCACUGUGACUUUGUGAAGCUGAGGAACAUGCUCGUUCGCACACAUAUGCAAGAUCUGAAGGACGUGACCCGGGAGACUCACUACGAGAACUACAGAGCCCAUUGCAUCCAGAACAUGACCCGCAUGGUUGUGAAGGAACGCAACCGCAACAAACUAACCAGGGAGAGCGGCACAGACUUCCCCCUCCCCGUGGUGCCCGGAGUGGGUGACGAGACAGAAAAGCUCAUCCGAGAGAAAGAUGAGGAGCUGCGGCGGAUGCAGGAGAUGCUGACAAGGAUCCAAGAUCAAAUGCACACUCAGAAAGACGGCUAUUAACACAGGAGAGCCCCGUGUAACUGGGAUGUGAAGAAGAAAAGAAAGAAAUCACCCAGGAAACCUUUAUUCCUUUCUGGAACAUUGACGUCCCUUUGUGUCCACCUGCCACCACUCAACCUCAUCAACAGCACCGAACACCUGGACCAGGGACCUGCAAGGAGGUGGUAAGCUGUUCUGACAUUUGCCGCCUCCCUUUCUCCUCUCUGACAUCAUGGCACCGUUGCUGCCUAAAUACUCGACCCUCCACUCCACUGUUUUCUGUUUUGUCUGUUUGAAUAACCUUUUAAUGGUAAGAGGGGUCGAAUAGCUGCGUAUGUCGCGAUCAGACUUUUCAAAUAUAUGAACUUUAUUUAGCCGCAUGAUCACAGGGUUAUUCUAUUUUUUACAUGAGAUCUGAUAUGUGGUUUACAUGUGGUGACCUACUCUUUUUUUAUUUUUGGCAUACUGUAAUAAUUUAAUUUUCUAUAUUACAUUAUAUUUGUUGUACUGCUUUUCAUCUUUUAUUUGUUCCUGGUUUUAUUUAAACUACACAGCUUGCCAUUAUGUAUAGAUGAUUGUUUUAUGUAUAUUUCUUUUCAUCUGAGGUUCUUGCUGGUUAUUGGGUUUAAUCUUAAUCUGAGUUUGUUUAGAUUCAAUUAAACUUUGCUUUAUCAGUGUCUGCAUGUUUAUCAUAGCUGCCACCUCUGCUGCCUGAUGGCGUGGCUGUUAGUGGCUCCACUCAAAGUUAGUCAGUAUUAACUCAAUGCAAUGUUUACUGUACUGAUUGCCAUAUCAACAGUCAAAAUCAUCCACUUUUUACAAGACAAAGAAGUCUAUUAUUAAUUGCAGAAUUCCCCCAAAACAGAGGUGUUCCAAAGUCAGUUCCUCUUAUGACACAACUACCAAAAGUUCACAUGUGAGUUAGUCGUUGGAGAUGAUUAGACCCUCUGAUUUGCAUGAGAUGAGUGCCCGAGGCAAAGGGUGCAUCAAAGGCCUAUAAAGUGCAUAUACUUUUGCAUGUGUUGUGUGAAGGUUUUGCAGAUCAAUUUAGUGAUCAUAAGGUCAUUUAUGGGCAAUGGAAAUAUGUAGCUACUUAAUUGUUGGGUAGAAUAUAUUAAGAGGAGGUGGAUUUUUUUGUUUUAUUUUGGUUGGUGAGAAUUAUGUUGAAGGGAUAUCAAAUGUUCGAUGUGUGCUAACUUUAAAGUAACCAAAACCAACAAUGACCAACUUAAUUAAUUUUCCUUAUCAAAGUGCAAAUGUAGUUUUGUAUUGACAAGCUAAGUGUAAUGAAGAAAAAAAGAUGGGUUGAACUUGAUUUUUUUGCAAAUCGUUUCUAUGUUCCGAAUAUAAACCAAUGCAAUGUGAUGUGACCUUUAUGUUUAAAAGAAGAAGAAAAAAAAAAGACAUUCCUUGAGCUUCUGUCCCAGAGUCAGGUAUUACUUUUGUUUCUGGCUUUUUUGUUUCUUUUAUAUUACAUUUGUCUUUUGUUUCCUACUUUUUGGAGUAUAUUUAUGUAAUAAAUUAAAAAAAUUAAAAACAAAUGGAGAGAACGAUAUGUACAAAUUCUAAUAUCGUAAUAAAAAAAUUAAAAUAAUUCCAAGUCUCCAUCAGACAUUAAGUUUAGCUUUUAUGUUGUGAAAAUGUAAGCAGAAUUUGAUGCUUUGAGUUGAUUUUAAUAAAGGAGUUUAACCUGUAAUACAUUUUAAUCAACUAAUGAUGAAACUAGAUGAAAUGUUCGACCAUUACACACUAUGUGUGUUAUAAGUGGCAUAGCCUAUUGUAGUUUCAGUACUUGGGACUUGCAGUUUGGAUUUCUGUUAAAGGUUGUGAAUCGAAGGCAACUGGAGGCGUGGCCCCGCCCCCGAGGGCUCACUAACUGUAGUUAAUUGCUAAUUAACCAGCUAUGUGGCUCAUUAAAUGUUUGGAUACAUUUUUCUAGCCCUCCUGAAACCUGCUUGUAUUUGAGUAUAAAGACCUUUGCACAUGAAGAAUAGACAUAAAUCUUUUUCAAUAUGUAUUUCAUUGGGAUUUAAUGCAAUGGACCAACACAAAAUAGUCCAUUUGGAAGU
Molecule: messenger RNA, 4735 nt
Organism: Cyclopterus lumpus (lumpfish)
Lineage: Eukaryota; Metazoa; Chordata; Actinopteri; Perciformes; Cyclopteridae
Gene: septin4b
Product: septin 4b
Exons: 12
Coding region: 1176-2687 (503 amino acids)
Biological process (GO): regulation of exocytosis; cytoskeleton-dependent cytokinesis
Cellular component (GO): septin ring; septin complex; synaptic vesicle
Molecular function (GO): molecular adaptor activity; GTPase activity; GTP binding
Source: RefSeq, a predicted model, not a curated record